GAGAGGUGGUCCCAUUUUCUUUCUCAUCAACCCAAAUUCUGGGCCAUUCAUACUGCCACUGUUAUCACGUACUCACUCUGCAACGUGUACGAACUGCCAGGAACGUUCUAGUAACAGAACUCUGUGGAACUUUUCAUACAGAUUCCAAAUGCAUUGAAAGCAGGUGAUUGCUGGUAUUUUUGAAGAAAGAGAGAAGUGUAUUUGAAGUUAGGUUAACUAUUUGGAAGGUAUUUUGACAUUGGAGAUACUAUUUUAAGACAAUAUGUGGAAGUAUUUGGCAUUGGUUCUUGCCUGCGUGGCAAACAUGGUAGAAUCAGAAUUGUUUACAUCAAUGGCCCAUCUACAAACAGCCUUGUAUGCAGAAAGAGAUAUUGCUAGAACUUUAAAACAAUACAUUGAAUCAGAAGAAAAAAGAAUAGAAAAAUUGAAAAGCAUUGCCAAUGAAUUGGCUGAUCACAGUAAUCGAGCUUUAGAACAACCAGAUAAAACUAUAGGAAAUCCAGUCAGUGCUUUUCUCUAUGUUAAAAGAUUAACUUUAGAUUGGGAAAGAGAAAUUGAACCUAUAAUAAAUAAUGAUACCUAUACAACCAUGGUAAAACAAGUGGAAUAUUUAAGACAAGAUUUACCAAAAUACGAAGAUUUAAGUGGCGCUGCUGCAGCAUUAAUGAGAUUACAGGAUACAUAUAAAUUAGAUACAUCUAAAAUAGCAGAAGGUGAUUUAGGUGGUUCUAAAUGUGCUACAUUAUCAGCUGUUGAUUGUUAUGAAAUUGGUAGAAUAUCAUAUAAUGAAGAAGACUUUUAUCAUACUACUCUAUGGAUGAAUGAAGCUAUUAGUAGGAUACAAGAUGAACAUAAUUCUACUGUAUCUAAAUCAAUAUUAUUAGAUUAUUUAGCAUUUGCAGAAUAUAAGCAAGGUAAUAUUCGUCAUGCACUGUCACUUACCAAUGAAUUAUUAACCAUAGAUCCCCAUCAUGAAAGAGCAAAAAAUAAUCGUGUUUAUUACGAAAGAAUGAUAAAAGAAGAAGAAAAAUCACAAAAAAGAGGAGAUGAGGGUUCCAAAAAUGUCAUUCAUAAUAUACGUAAAAUUGAUGAAUAUAGAAACUCUGAUGAAUUUUUAACUUAUGAAUCAUUGUGUAGAGGAGAAAAUACUCAGGUGGUAAAAGAUGCAGAUAAAUUAAAAUGUAGUUAUAGAACUAAUAAGAAUGGAUGGUUAAUGCUUCAACCUGCUAAAGAAGAAGAGGUACAUCUUGACCCCUGGAUUGUUAUAUACCAUGAUGUCAUGUCAGAUGAUGAAAUAAAUACAAUUAAACAGUUAGCUACGCCUAGACUAAACAGAGCCACAGUUCAAAAUUCUAAAACAGGAGCCUUGGAAACAGCUGAGUAUAGAAUUAGUAAAAGUGCAUGGUUAAAAGAAACUGAUCACCCAGUUGUUCAACGAGUUAAUAAAAGAAUAGAAGCUAUUACUGGAUUAGCUACUGACACAGCUGAAGAACUACAGAUUGCUAAUUAUGGAUUAGGAGGACAUUAUGAACCACAUUUUGAUUUUGCUCGGCGGGAAGAAAAAGAUGCCUUUAAAUCACUUGGUACUGGUAACAGAAUAGCAACAUUCCUCUUUUAUAUGUCUGAUGUAGAAGCUGGUGGAGCCACUGUAUUUCCUUAUAUUGGAGUUAAAUUAUUUCCUAAGAAGGGUAUAGCAGCAUUUUGGUAUAAUUUGUUUAAGAAUGGUGAAGGUAUUUAUAAUACAAGACAUGCUGCCUGUCCUGUGUUAGUUGGUACCAAAUGGGUUUCAAAUAAAUGGUUGCAUGAAAGAGGACAAGAAUUUAGACGACCUUGUGGCAAGACAGAAGCAGAAUAAGAUUUAUAAAACAAUUGAAUCAUCCAAAAAUUUCAUGAAUGAUUGUGAAGAAUGAAUGGAAAGGGUUUAUGAUGCUUUAUAGUGCUUUUUAAGUGGCCAUAUCGCCAUUGCUACUGUAGAAUUAAAAACAGUUGUAGAGAGGACAGUUUUCAUCGAGCUGAAUGCAUAGUUUAGACAUUUAUAAGAUCACAUAUAAAACUAAAUUAAUUAUUUGUAUGUAAUGAGGUGUUCCAUCUGUUUUUAUCUUUUGAUCACAAUGUUUGGCAAUAUAGAAAUAAUAUAGUUUAGUGCUGUGGUCAUCGAUAUCUUUCCUCAAAAGCUUUUUUUAAUCUUGAAUUUUAUUAGUGAAAGUUU
Molecule: messenger RNA, 2209 nt
Organism: Lottia gigantea (owl limpet)
Lineage: Eukaryota; Metazoa; Mollusca; Gastropoda; Lottiidae
Exons: 13
Coding region: 263-1855 (530 amino acids)
Biological process (GO): peptidyl-proline hydroxylation to 4-hydroxy-L-proline
Cellular component (GO): endoplasmic reticulum
Molecular function (GO): procollagen-proline 4-dioxygenase activity; iron ion binding; L-ascorbic acid binding
Source: RefSeq, a predicted model, not a curated record